Messenger RNA from Lasiosphaeria miniovina, 2085 nucleotides. RefSeq lists its product as uncharacterized. The record is from RefSeq and is a predicted model, not a curated record. Lineage: Eukaryota; Fungi; Ascomycota; Sordariomycetes; Sordariales; Lasiosphaeriaceae. Bases 1 to 2085 code for a protein of 694 amino acids. The transcript has a single exon.
AUGUCCAUCGACCGGCUCCUGACGACGCUCCUGCAGCUCUACCAGGACGUGCACGACGAUGCCCGCACCGAGUACAUCUACUCGACCACCACCACGCUGCUGACGACCCUCUCCAACCCCCUGAACCUCUCGCUGCUCACGUCGCAGCUGCUCGUCGCGCCCGCAAUAUGGGGCCGCGGGCCGGGCAAUGGCAUGCGCGCCUGCUAUCGUGUCAUUAGCAUCUUCAACACGGCCGCCAUCCACGUCCGCAAAAACGAACUAAAAAAUGCAAAGCCCAAGCUCCCUUCCACACUGCCCACCCCGCCCGUGGGCAGCGGUAUGCGCAGCGAUGUGUGGGCUGCAGCUGCCGUCAAGGGCGCCGACGACCUCUCUAACAGGUGGCAGCAUCUCCUGGUCCUCGCCGGCCUCCUGAUGGGCUUUGAGGGCGGCGACCGCCAGUCGCUGAGCAGGUCAAUGCGCAACAAGCUUGAGCAGGCCGUCGUCAUGGCUACGAAUCUCGCCCUCCAAGCCAGAGACCCCGAGCCGCGCGCCCCCGCCGGGCCCCUCUUGCUGGCCCUCAACUUUGCCUUCCCCCUGCUGUCCGAAUCACACCGUCGCGCACUCGACUGCGAUGCCCUUGUCCCCGCUGCCACGCAGGCAAUGCUUGCUGCAGAUGGCCUCCAGGACGCCCUCUUCCUUGGAGCCAUCGAUCUCGACGUGCGGCAAACCGGCCAACAGUUUGUCUGGUCAGCCACGUCACCUUCCUUUCUUCUUCUGCGCCAGCUUGAACAGAAGCCCCUGGUAUCCGGCCUCGGCCCCUUGUCGAGGUUACUGGCAUACGCAAUUGAGCAUGCGAGGGACUCUGAAGUCGUGCUGCGGACCCAGAACGAUUUGAUGCUCUUCACAGAGAAACUACACCAACAAUGGCAGACCAACAAACUCUCCGAAAUAGAGCCCUCGGAAGAGGCCGUCUUUCUGACUACCGAGACGAUGCGGAGCACGUGGCCAGCUCUAUGGCAGCUCCUAAAGAAGAUUAUGUACGGCGUCGUGGCUGUCUUGCACGCCGCCGUUGCACGAAGCCUUCUCGAUCCCCGCCUGAGGAACGACGCAGCUGCCCCGAUGGUGGCCACAAAGACGCUCAGUGUCUUGAGGAACCUGUACUUCAUCUCGUCUCGGAAUGGAAGCGAUGCUUUCCAGGUUUACACAUUCACAUAUCUCGCGUCCAUCGACAGUCUGGCGCGCUAUCCCGAUGCCGCCGUCUCUUUUCUGCAAAACAUCAAACCGGCCGACUUGGGGUCUAUACCGCCACAUCCGCUUCUUAGGACCUUGGACUUGUUCUACCUGAACCUUGCCGAACACUUGCCCCUCAACUUACCUGUCAAGGCAUGUGAUGCCCUGAUCGUGCAGCCGGCCGUCACGUACUUGACGAAUGCGGCUCCGCUCUCGCCUCGCAUGGUGGAGUUAUUUGAGGCGGCACACAGCGCUGUACUGUCGGCGCUCUCUUGCCCUCACAAUGCUCCCAUCGCCGUUGAGCUGGUGCCUUUCUAUGCCGAGACCCUCAGUUCCUCGUUUCCGUCGUAUAUAUCCCCUCGCCAGUUCCGCUUGGCCUUCAAAACCAUGAUGCAGAUCCUGUCACCGCCGUUUCCCAUAUCGGAAAGUCAUCCACAGCUUGCAGAGGCCCUUUUGGAGAUGAUUCGAUUUCGCUCAACCAUUGCAAGUGGGUUGCCGCUGCCACCGGCCCAGGACGCACAGUCGCAGUCGGUCACACAAGAGCCCACGUCGGAGCAGAGCACAUUGGUCCUUACGCUGAUUGACUCAUUGCCGUUCCUCCAUCUCACUAUCUUUGAGGACUGGAUGACGCUGGCCGCGCUAGCCUUGGACGGAAUUGAGGACUCGGCAAUAAGAGACGUCGCCAAAAGGAGAUUCUGGCAGAUACUAGUCAGCGGAGAAAUGGACGUUGAAAGGGCGGCGAUCGGGGUGGCAUGGUGGGGCACCAAGGGUGGGAGAGAGGCGGUCCUGUACAGUGCUCGUGGGCUGGCCCCCCCUGAGAAAUCCAUGAUGAGCGGAGCAAUCGCCAACGAUCGCGGGGAGAGCAGCAGGCUCUGA